This is a messenger RNA of Esox lucius (northern pike), 4898 nucleotides long. RefSeq names its product zinc finger protein 217 (gene znf217). NCBI's taxonomy places the organism in Eukaryota, Metazoa, Chordata, Actinopteri, Esociformes, Esocidae. Gene Ontology annotation, biological process: regulation of DNA-templated transcription. Gene Ontology annotation, molecular function: DNA-binding transcription factor activity, RNA polymerase II-specific; RNA polymerase II cis-regulatory region sequence-specific DNA binding. Gene Ontology annotation, cellular component: nucleus. Bases 670 to 3624 code for a protein of 984 amino acids. The record is from RefSeq and is a predicted model, not a curated record. The transcript is spliced from 6 exons.
UACUAUGAACAUCUAGCAUAUAAUAGCCAAUUAAUUUGGCAUUAUUUAACUCGAAGUUUCAUAACCGUUGUAUAUAUUCAACAAGUGCAUCAUUUGUUUUAUUACGUCGCGUUCGUUGGAGAACCUAGCGAACUGUCGCUAAGCGCUGUACAAUUAAACCCCAAUACUAUUAUGUUGUAUCUAAUAAUUAUAAAUUGGUUGUUUCGGAGAGGUCAUAGACACUUGUGACUUCCUUAUUUAGCGCACUUCGCCAACUUUAACGGAUAGCCAAAACAGGCCACCUUGUCUUGUUGAACAAAGACUGAAAACUUUCGACUAAUGCAUUUACUUAGAAGUGGAAACAAAAAAGGGAACACAAAAAUAAGAAUAUAUUUAUGACCAGCAGUGUACAAUCUUUAUAUACGUUCAAGCUGUUUAUAUUCUACAAAUUCUAACCAGGUUGUGAUAAUGUAUCAACUAGUUUGUCCAGUUAUUCCACAUUUUAUCCAACUGCAAAACAUGUAUUUCCACAAGGCAUUGCCAGCCAUUGGAAUCUACUUCUUAAGGCCAAGCUACCCUGGAUGAAUCAAUGAUGAUUCUUAGCAAUGUUAUUCAGCAACAUCAUCCAUUAACUCCUUUCUUAUAGACCACUCAAGUAUAUAGGUCAGUUGCACAAUUUUCUAGGAAGUAAUGCCAACUCACCCGUUGUUGCCAUAUGUGGAAAGUCCAGAUGGACUUGGACAAGAUAUUCUGAAUAUUAGUGGAGGUGCUAGCAUGCCAGGGUCCGGCUCCAGCAUGACCCCUCACAGUACCAUGGCUGACAAGGUUGAGCCUCAGCCUGAGGGAAGCCUGCUGCAAGUGCUGGACUGCAUGUUUUGUGAGCAGACCUUCACACACCAAGACGACCUGGGCCCACACGUCUUGACCCAGCACCCCACAACGCUGUUUGAACCAGCUGUUCUGCGUGUGGAGGCAGAGUUCUUGAUCCCAGGUGAGAGGGCCUGUUCCAAACCCAACUCGCUGUCUGUAAAGCAGGUGGAGGUGCUUAGCUGUGUUGUGUGUGACCAGGCUACAAAGGACGCCAGUGAGCUGGAGAGCCACAUGAGGACACACAAGGACUGUUUCACCUUUCACUGUAACCUUUGUGGCCGGCGCUUCAAGGAACCUUGGUUUCUUAGGAACCAUAUGAGGUUCCAUAAGCCUAAGCCCCAGCAGAACCUGGACAGUCCGGUUAUUAUCAAUGAGGUCAUCCAAGAUGAAGUGUCAGAGCCGGUAACUACUGCUUACAAAAUGUGCUUUGCCUGUGGUUUCUUUUUCCCCGAUAAAGACAGUUUGCUGGAACACAGCAAAGUACAUUGUAAAGAAUUUGAGGCUGAUGGAGAACAAGAGAAGCCUAGGCAGGAGGAUUCCCUCAGUCAACAAGGUUUUUUACAGGGCCUCAACUUAUGCCCCCUAUCUGGGAAAAGUAGUACAACACCAGAGAGAUCCUCCAGGUGGAUUGCCCAACUAGACCCUUUCAACACUUACCAGGCAUGGCAACUUGCCACAAAGGGGAAGGUUGCUGUUGGUCCCAGUGUGGCUAAAGACAUAGGCCUGGGCCAAGAGAACAGCUCAGACAACGAGGACUCAGGCUCUGAUAAAGAACUGGCGAAAAUCUGGUCGGAAGGCCAAGGAGUUGACAACAAGUGUGUUAAAGAAGACUUGGGUCGGGAGCUGAGGUCCAGACAGCCUGCGGGAGAGACCACGUCACCAGAGCCAGAUCCGAAGUCUGUUCGAAAUGACAAGCCAACACAUUGUGAGGACUGUGGGAGGACGUUCCGGACCUAUCAUCAGCUGGUUCUCCACUCCAGGGUGCACAAGAGGGAGAGAGGUGAGGGGGAGAGCCCCUUAGCCGGCAUGGAAACCAAGGUCACCCAUGCAGGGUCUCCCAGAGAAGAGGGGUCUGAAGAUGGGUCAGAAGAGGGAGUACGUGGAGAUGCCUUCUAUUCAGAUAAAAGUGAUGUCUUUGAUCAAAUGAAGGUGAAACAUCUUGUGUCAUCCAGGGAAUGUAGUUACUGUGGCAAGACAUUCCGUUCCAGCUACUACCUCAACAUUCACCUCAGGACGCAUACAGGUGAAAAACCAUACAAAUGUAUAUACUGUGACUAUGCUGCGGCCCAGAAAACCUCACUGCGGUAUCACUUGGAUAGACGCCACAAGGACAAACCUUACACGGACAUCCCGAAUAAGCCUGCGGUAUCUGUGCCAUCACCCAGUGAGAAAGAAUUCGCCAAAAAGAGAGACGACAAACCCGUCUCUAACCGAUCCAAACUAUGGCCGACUCCCAACGUCAGGCCUUCAACCAAACUGUGUGCCAGCGUCAAACCGGAGGAUAGAUUAAAUACUGUCGGUGGCAACUUGCGCCCACUUGCUCAGGUCAAUGCAGAGAAUGGAAAAUGGAUUGCUACAGGUACGAACUCCUCUACUGAUGACACACAAUGCCCUGUACCUGUUAACCUGAAGAUGGAAGAAAAGGAGAUCCCAGAUGAGGCCCCAUUGAAUUUGUCCUUGAAAGUGUCCAUUUCCAUAUCGGCCAACUUGAUGCCAAGGAAUGCAUUGAUUUCCAAUGCCUGUUCGUCUUGUGCCUUCAGCACUCUCUACCCAGAGGUCUUGCUCAUGCACAGGAAACUGGUACAUAAAGACAAGUUGGACACGACCAAGAAGAACAGAAUUCUAAAACUGAAGCGUUACACUGGCUGCCCCCCUGCCCUCGAAGGAAAAGAUGUCCCUCCGCUGCCUGCUAUAGAUCGGAGACACCCUCGCCGGACUAAAUCCCCAACCCCCCAGCCUCCUGGAAAACCUCCAGAGAAGAGUCACUCUAACCCUCCUCAUCGACCUACAAGGUCUCUCCCCAAUGAAGCCCAGAGGGAGAUGGGCGCUCGAGGCCUGGACACUCAACGGUACAAGAUGAUGAUGAUGGAGCCUCGUACCAGCCAGGCCCUGUCCAGGAUUACAGAGCCAGCAGAACAAACCAACACUAAUGGAAGAAAAGAUAAUGUGCCUGGAGUGGACCGAUCGAGGCCGAGCCCUUCGGACAGCCGAGUGCAGAGCAGUCUGAGAAGCGCCCCGGUGAGGAACGGUAGUGGUGUAAUCUGGCCCCCCGAUGCUACCAGACUGUGCCUCUCCAGCCGGUUUGGUAGCCUGCCCCCAGUGGACUUUGGUGGGGAACCCUCUAGUAAGAGACAGAGGUACUCUGGGCUCCCUGGACGGGAAACGGACUCUGAUACAGGCUUUAGGAAAGAGGACGGGUUCCACAGACUGCUGCCCUCAGGAAGAAACAGUAAAAACUCCUCUUCGUCCCAAGGAACCCCUCCGUCAUUCAGCCGGCCUCAUGCCCGUGCUCCAGUCAAAGCGCCCAACCCUCCAGCAGCAGCAAGCGGCGGCAGUAUGGAGACUGACUGGAAAAUGAUCAACAUCCUUCGCUCUUACAGCCCCAGUGACCUGGCCUCCCUCUACCACCCCGCCCUGGGCAAUCCCAGCCAUGGAGCAGUGCCUAACCCCAGAGGGAGUAGGCCAUCACUCCACCCUGCUAGUAUGCUACAGACAAGAGACUACUCCAGCGCCAUCAGCAAUGAGCACCGUGGUCCUACUGAUAAAAGUACUUAGCUGUUCUGAUGUGAACUGAGAAGAUCAUGAUUCCACCAUCAUCUUUUGAGAGCGUAUCUACAGGAAAGGCCCAACCCAUAGAUGACCCACACUCACUGUGGAUGUUAAUCCACAUGCAUCCAAUACCCCCCGUUAUGUUAGUAUGUAUAAAACAAAAAAAAAACAAGACUGUUUUGAACAUCAUUGUUAUGGUUGCACUGGAUAAAAAAUGUAAAAGGAUAAUGUUUUCAGAGUAUAUGUUGUUUUUUUUGUUAGUUAAUAUGCUGCUCUGUCUGGUAGGUCAGCAAUCAAGGGACUGUGUUCCUGUCAAAGCACUGGUGUUUGGUACGGUGUUGCCUCCUAUAGCUUGACCUCUUAGUUUACGACUAUAUUAGCUAGCGGAAUAUUGUUGCAUGUUACCUGAAACUCAAGUUAAUAGACUGAUGCUCAAGUGGUCAGUUAUACUGGUGACUUAAAGCUGCUGUCGCUGGCAUGUCUAGUAACGAGACAGUGAAUUUUGGAGAGUUGAUAUCAACAUGUCUGAUGUGCCUCUAGGUAGUAGUUCUUCCCUGGACAAAAAAAAAAGAUAUGAUCAGAGCUUGAAACCAGUGAUUCCUGCUGCCGGAUUCUGUGAAGUGUCCAUUGAAAAGGCUGCUGGUUCAUUUAAAAUCUUCAAAACCCACUAUGCUGGUUACGAAGUGGUAAAACAUGGACCAAAUAUUAAGAGAAUUCCUGAGGAACUCUAAUUUUCAUGUGCAAGAAUAUUGUUCAGUUUCAACUUGUUUUAGACAGACAGUUAUUCCUUACAUAUUAUGAACUCAUGUUAUGUCACUGUUCAUUUUAUGCAGGAUGUUGAUUAUUGUAUUAUUCUCCUUUUUUUUUUUUGCAUCAGAAUGUGUUGUUACGGGUUUCCCUGCCUGUGGAUUGUCUGACACACUGUUGUCUACUACUUGUUGAACUGUAUUGAGAGCAGAACGGAAGUCUCACUGCAGGAAUAGAGUAUCUCAAAACAUUGUACACUGUGAAGAAAAGAAGUCUCAGGUUUCAGACAUCAAUUCAAUUUGAGCUCUGUUUCAAAUCUAAUUACUUUUUGCAUUAACUGUUACAAAUUUAAAGCACGUGAUAGGAAGCAUUCUGAUAUUUUCAUGGAGAUACAUCAGACUUAUUUCAUUUAUGCUGUACAUUUUUGGAGUGUUUAUUUAUUUCUGUUGAUUUUGUGUGUACAAUGUAAAAGUGAAAUAUCGUUUAAGAUUUGUAUUACCAUUACAUUAUAAUAAAGUCUGUCAUCUGAGGUA